AUGAGCGGCGUCGCCGCGUCGUGCGCGUCGAGCGCGCCCCAAAGCUUCCGCGUCGGUCUCGUCGUCGCGCGCGAGAAGCGAUGCUCCGCGAACGCGCAUCGCGCGCGCGCGCGCGGGAACGCGACCGCCGCGGCCGCCGCGGCGAGGAAACCGAGGUCGACGAAGCUCGCGCCGACGCCGACGCCGACGCCGACGCCGACGCUGACGGCGCUGCGCGGCCGCGUCGUCGCGUCCUCGGCGAGCGAGGACGUCGCCGCGCGCGAGCGCGUCGUCGAAGAGGAGCGCGCGCCCAACGGAUGGUUUCUCGUCGGGUGCGACUCCGACGCCGGCGGCGCGCUCGCGGUCGUCCGCGGCCCUUCCACGGGCGUGAUCACCUCCGUGGACGUCAUCGACGCGCCGACGAUGAAGGUGGAGGUCAACGGCCGCGCGCGCGUGCGCUUAGACGUCGACGCGAUGUGCGCGGCGGUGCGCGAUUUGCGCCUUCCCCCGGGCACCGUCGCGCACGUGGAAGAGGGCGGCGUGGAAUACGGCUUCAGCGCGCAGACCGCGUUCGUGCAGGGGUACAACUUCGGUCUGUGGAAGGGCGUGUUAGCGUCCGCGGGGUUGACCGUCGUCGUCGUGAAGCCGCAGGCGUGGAAGUGGGCGUUGGGUCUCGCGCGCAAGGGCGCGGGGGGGAGCAAAGACGAGUCGCGCGCGAUGGCAAAAGCGCUGUUUCCCGAGGUGGAGGACGCGCUGAAGCGAAAGAAAGAUCACGGCCGCGCGGAGUCGCUGCUGAUCGCGGCGUACGGGCACAUGGCCGCGAACGCGCGGCACGUCGGCGGCGCGAGCGACCCUCUCUGCGCGCGCGUGCGAGACAUGGUCGCGGGGGCGGUUGAACGCGAAGAAAACGAAGACGCGAGCGACGCCGGCGACGGGACGUCGUCGAGGCCGGGCGGGCUGCGCGCGCGCCUCGGCCCGGACGACCCGCUGCCGUACUUUGGUCCGUACUUUGGCAUGACCGGGAAGGAGCUCUCGAGGGAGGCGAAGUCGAGGGGGCUGAAGUGCACGGGGAAGAAGAUGGAGCUCGUCGAACGGUUGGAGGCGGCGGACUUGGCGACCGCGGCGAGGGGGGAGAGGGAACGGGAACGCGGCACCCUGGAAGACGGAACGUCAACCGUCGCGACGACCGGCGCGGACGACGUCGCGGAGGUGGCGAGCGGCGAGCGUUUCGCGAAGGAAGCGAGCGCGUAG
Molecule: messenger RNA, 1230 nt
Organism: Micromonas pusilla CCMP1545
Lineage: Eukaryota; Viridiplantae; Chlorophyta; Mamiellophyceae; Mamiellales; Mamiellaceae
Exons: 1
Coding region: 1-1230 (409 amino acids)
Molecular function (GO): crossover junction DNA endonuclease activity
Source: RefSeq, a predicted model, not a curated record